AUGGGGUCCAUCGCUCAAAAAGAACAGCCUUCUUCUUGGGAGACCAAAGUCGCUGAAAAACAAAAGCAGACUCACGCCGCCAUCCCCGAGGCAUGGCGGCUACCAGAGUCGAUUGUCAAGUCGCUGGCAUAUCCACUGGAAGAAAAACCCAACCGCCUGAUGGAGCUCGACAUCCCGAGAAAGUCGGGCAUCCUGUCGGAAAAGGAACUGGCCAUCACAGAACAGAACACAGUCGCCGGACUUCUGGCGAAACUCUCUUCAGGAGAAUUGACUUCUCUGGAAGUGACCACGGCGUUCUGCAAACGUGCUGCAAUCGCACAGCAACUGACUUCAUGCCUCACAGAGAUCUUCUUCGAUGUCGCACUGGCCAGGGCUGAAACUCUGGACAAGGACAGGGAAGCAGGGAAGCCACUUGGGCCCCUGCACGGUCUACCGGUCAGCAUCAAGGACGGGUUUCAAGUGACGGGGCAAGAAGCCAGUAUUGGUUACGUCUCCUUCCUUGGUAAGAAAUCAGAAAAGAACUCUCCGUUGGUAGACACUCUGCUCAACCUCGGCGCCGUCCUCUAUGUCAAAACCAACAUCCCCAUGACGCUGAUGACCGCUGAUUCUCACAAUAAUAUCUUCGGCCGCUGCUUGAAUCCUCACAACACCAUGUUGAACGCGGGAGGAUCAAGCGGAGGAGAAGGAGCCCUGGUCGCAUUCCGUGGCUCACCUAUCGGUGUUGGAACGGACGUAGCGGGGAGUGUCCGCAUUCCUUCGCUCUGCUGUGGCACGUAUGGAUUUAAACCAACGUCAAACCGAGUCCCAUACGGUGGGCAAGCGAUCCCGGGCCUUCCUGGAUUCAAACCCAUUGUCGCAUCUGCCGGUCCGCUGGCCAAUGAUUUCGAGGCGCUCGAAAUCUUCACCAAGGCUGUCAUUGACACAACUCCAGCACUGCUAGAUUCAACCACAAUCGAUGUCCCCUGGCGCAAAAUCGAUCAACCCAAGAAAACCGCUCUGCGCUUUGGCUUACUACCAGCAGAUCCAGCAUACCCACUUCACCCCCCGAUCGAGAGAGCACUAGAAGAAGCAGCAAGGAAGCUUCAGGCUCAGGGCCAUGAAGUCGUCACUUUAAGCUCGGGUGAAACCCGCACCGCUGAUGCCAUCGAGGUUGCCUUUGCCCUCUUCAGCUUGGCGCCGGAAGCCGCUAGAAAGCACAUCCAGGCGAGUGGUGAGCCUCCGGUGCCAUCGGUCGCGAACCAACCAAGUCCUGCCAAUCAGGGAAAAUAUACAUAUAUCCCAAGCCUGGAGGGGUUGGACAGGCUAGGACAACUUGCUGCAGUGUCUGUGAAACGGCAACAAUUUGUCGAAGACUGGAGGAACUUGUGGGUACAGCACAAGUUGGAUGCUAUUAUCGCUCCUUCCGCCCAAAACACUGCAGUGUCACAUGAUACCUUUGGCUGGCCACCUUAUACCUGCCUGUUCAAUCUCUUGGAUUACCCGGCAUGCGUGAUACCAUUUUCGAAAGCGUCAAAGGACAUUGACAGUAAACCUCUGGUGAUCGAGCCGUGGCAAGCCGGGCCUAAAUACGACCCGGAGAUCAUUGACGGUGCCCCGUGUUCCAUUCAAGUAGUUACAAGGACCAUGCGUGAUGAAGAGUGCCUCGUUGCGGCAGGAAUUGUGGACGCAUGUCUCAAGUGA
Exophiala aquamarina CBS 119918 is the source of this 1680-nucleotide messenger RNA. RefSeq lists its product as uncharacterized. The transcript is spliced from 4 exons. NCBI's taxonomy places the organism in Eukaryota, Fungi, Ascomycota, Eurotiomycetes, Chaetothyriales, Herpotrichiellaceae. Bases 1 to 1680 code for a protein of 559 amino acids. The record is from RefSeq and is a predicted model, not a curated record.